AAUAUUACCACGGUGCUGUUUUGAUUGUUCUUCCGUACAAACUAUGUUUAAUGUUAUCAGUAUCGUUUGCGUUAUCGUAAAGUUUAAUACGUGUUUUGUCUUCAAAGUUAUCAGUCGGCAGUCGGCACUGGACAGUCUUUCUUAUUUGGUAGUAUCAAUAAAAGAGAAACAUUAUCGAACCAUGAGCAAGAUGACCCCUAACCCUGCUAAGGCGCUACUGCGUGAGCAAAUAGCAACUCGUAUCGCUGCGCUCUCUAACGAAGAAAAGAAAAGACAGUCAAAAAUUGUUUUUGACAAGCUAAUCAACCACCCCUACUACAAGGCUUCGAAUCGAAUCUCCCUAUUCAUGAGCACGGACCAGGAGAUAGACACUGCCCCGAUCAUCGAGCACAUCCGAGCCAAGGGUGCCGCUGCUUUCGUGCCUCAAUACGCUGGUGGGGUGAUGAAAAUGCUGCGCUUGGAGUCAGGGGAUGAGCAGGCCAUGCCGCUCACGAGGCACGGCAUUCAGCAGCACUCUAAGAGCCAGCAGAGGGAAGACGCAUUGGAGAAUGGUGGGCUGGAUCUCAUCAUAUCUCCUGGGGUGGUAUUUUCAAAGUCUGGAGAUAGGCUGGGGCAUGGUGGAGGCUACUAUGACAAGUUCAUCACAAAACUCAGGACUGAUUUCAACCCUCCACCUAAAGUGGUGGCCAUAGCUUUCGACGUCCAAGUUGUCGACAACGUGCCUAUGGACCCUCAAGACCAGAAGGUGGAUGACGUGCUGUUUGCUGAGAGUAGUUAGCAUAUUUUAACAAUACGAUCAUACCUUGUAGCAUGGACACCGAAACCUGAGACACGAAAUGAUAUAAGGUUUUAGCGAUAAGGUCAAAUAGGGGACAGUGUAACACACACACAUUAUAACCCCUGGUCUGUGUAAAUGGCAGAUUUAUGCCAUUACGUCGAAAAACCCCUGUCUGUGGAGAUGGCAGAUUUCUGCCACGAGUUGAG
Messenger RNA from Chilo suppressalis (striped riceborer), 984 nucleotides. The record is from the annotation of a GenBank genome assembly. NCBI's taxonomy places the organism in Eukaryota, Metazoa, Arthropoda, Insecta, Lepidoptera, Crambidae.